CUACCCAUUGCGAGUGCGUGCUUGUGUGGGGUCUUGAAGCGGAGCGGAGACAGCGGAGAGAGGAUCUCCCGGCGUGGAGACGCAGACCACAUCGGGGGGAACAACGAUGCCCAAUUGCCGGUAGCCGGCGCUUGCUACCCGGACACCUUUUCUUAUCUCAGCCCGUCCACCUGAGCCACCACCCGGAAGGUACACGCUGCCUUCGAGCGGACUCACGAUGGCUAAGAGCGGAACUCUAGUUCUUCUCUGCAUGCUGCUGGGCUCCGGGGAGCUCCAAGAACCGGAGCCACGAAGGCUGCCACCGCCGCCAGCCAAGUUGGACUUCGGCUAUGUGCCCGCCGGGGUGUACGAGACGGUGGCCCACUACGAACCAGGACCCAUCGGCAUUCUGUUUCACAUGGUGCACACUUUCCUGUGCGCGGUCCAGCCCAACGACUUCCCGAAAGAUCUUCUUAUCAGACUGGCCAAGGACAAGUUUGGAGCCCUUCAGACUGAAUAUCAAAAGCCAGAGAACAUAGUGCUGAGCCUGCAGGCGCUCUACUACGAGGUGGGAUUCCUGGUAUGUGCGGCGGUGGGUGUCCUGUUCACCGUCCUGGUGCCUGUGGUGGGCCUCUUCUUCUGCCUGUGCCGCUGCUGCGACAACUGCGGCGGCGAGAUGCACCAGCGGCAGAGGAAGAACGCCGACUGUCGACGAGGGCUGCUGGGAACUCUGCUCUUCUCCACCUCGCUGGUCAUCACGAUUGGUGUGUUGUGCGCAUACGCCGCCAACCAGACUCUCAGCGCUCAGGUCAAGAACAUCCGACGUCUGGUCAACAGCAACAUGAGGGACCUGCAUACCUUCGCCAACGACACACCAAUGCAAAUCGAUUACCUCACCUCACAGUAUGCCAUCGCCAAAAACCAAGUCCUCCACGAUGUGGAGAAUAUAGGUCCGCUAUUAGGUGGAAGGAUACGCGACGCAUUGGAUCAGGAGGUGCACCCGGCUUUGGACGCCGGGCUAAAAAUGACAGGAGCCAUGCGUGAAACUAAGGAGGCCCUGGAGAAUGUGAGCGUGUCCCUGCAAGUGCUGCAGGAGGCCACGGGCAAGCUCGACUUUAACCUGAGCCUGGUCCGGGCCAACAUCAAGCGCUCCCUCAACGAUCCCGGUUGCCACGAUGAAGCGUCAGAUGCCACCUCGGCCCAGCUGUGCCGGGGCAUUCGCCAGUCGCUCGAGCAGCUGCACAUCAGCGCCAACUUCACACGGCUUCCCAACGUAAAUGCUCAAUUGGAGAAGAUGAAUGAUGUGUUAAAAACGGACCUCAGCACCGUCAUCAACAAGGGUUACGCAUCCUUGAACGACACGCCUUACAUGGUGAUGGUACAGACCCGGCCUGUUGUUGACCCAAUCCAGAGUUUAGUGGAGAACAUCGGUGAGAACAUAGGCAACCUGUCCAAAGUGUUGCCCGUACAAAACUCCUUGUCCAAGUUCACCAUUUUCAUCAGCCACGUCCACGCCAAGAUUGAGGACCAGUACCCUGAAAUUGACAAGGUGGACUUCUACAGGUGGACGGGUUGCGUGGCUUUGUGCUGCAUUCUGGUACUGGUGCUGGCCUUCAACUACCUGGGCUUACUGUGCGGUACACUAGGAUACGACAAGCACGCCUCGCCCACUACGCGAGGCUGCAUCUCCAACACGGGAGGCACCAUGCUCAUGGCUGGUGUGGGUUUCAGCUUCAUCUUCUCCUGGAUUCUGAUGGGCCUGCUGACCAUCAUCUUCCUGGUGGGUGGCAACAUGGAGAAGCUCAUCUGCGAGCCGUUUCACACCAAGGAACUCUUUAAGGUGGUGGACGCUCCAUAUCUGGUGAAUCCUGAGUGGAGGAACUUCAUCCCGGGGUACUUGUACAACGACUCAGAGCUAGAUCUCACGGCAGAGAGCUUGUACAGCACUUGCAAAGAAAACAAAGGCAUCUACUCCGCCCUGCGCCUGGACAAAGUUUUUAAUGUAUCAUCUUUCCUCAACACCACAAUGUUCACAGCGGACAUGGUAACCCUUUUGAGCAGCGUGAAGAUUGACCUGAGAGGGAUCAUCUUGCUGGAAGCGGAGAGCAAGCAGAACCUUCUGGAUUUCUCCGAAGCGGGUCUGUCGGAAAUAAACUACGCAGAUUACCUGGAAGAGGUCAACAAAGGCGUCACAGUGGUGGACCUGCUCUCAUUUGCCAAAGAGCUGGAAGCUCAGACAGACCUGAUGCCUCGAGGUCCUCUGCAAACGUCUCUGAAAGGUCACGCGGACACCGUGCGACAGAUCCACAGCCACCAGGUGGUCCCCAUGCAGCAGGCCAUGAAAUAUGUUAGAGCCAGGAGCUCCCUUAACCAGAACAUGAGGUUCCUGGAGAGAACGGCCUCAGACCUGCCAAACAAAGUCUUAGCUAUACUAGACGCCAUCAACGCAACCCAGUAUCUCAUUUCCCAGAAUGCAACGCAUCUUAUUAAUCAGGAGAGCACAAAAUAUGCAUCAACUAUUGUGGGUUACUUCCAUCAAUACAUAGAGUGGGUCAAGACAUCACUGGCAAUGGAGGUGGCGCCAUGCAAGCCUUUCAGCAAUGUGCUGGACACAGCGGAAAUUUUUACCUGCAGCUUCCUGGUGGACUCUAUGAAUGUGUUCUGGAUGGGUCUGGGCUGCAGUACGCUCUUCCUCAUCCCAAGCAUCGUGUUUGCUGUCAAGCUGGCCAAGUUCUACCGCAGGAUGGACACGGAGGACGUUUAUGACGAUAUGGGAAGUGGUAAUAAUGGUUAUCAUAGCGAGCCCCCACAAGGCAUCCUAAACCCCCCCGUGACCAGCAUCCCAACGUACGAUACCAUGAACAGGUUCCCACGGGCCUCGGCUCCUCCGAGGCACAUCGACUGGUGACCGAGAGCCCACAUUUUCUUGUGGCUCCCGACAGCUUUUUUUAGGCUGUCUUCUCUUGCAAGUGACAUUAUGCUGCCAUGACCUUCACUGGAACUAAUAAAAGAAAGAAAAAAGAAUUUUCGUGUCACAAUGAAGAACUUUCUGAGCACUUUGGGACUGUCAUCAUCCUUCCUGCUAGACAUCAAUGGGUUGCCACCGAACUGCUUACAUUUCUGAGAACCCAAAAAUCCAAAAGGGAGUGCAACAUUUUCUUGAGGACAACAACAGUGGCUAAGUAGCCAUGGGAAGGUAACGACACAUUGAUUGAUAAAGGACCUGCUAAUGUUUGCUUCCUUGUUUUUGAGGACGACAGAAAAAGUUAUGUUUGCAGCAUGUUGGUAUCAACAAGAUAAAAAAAAAUGGACCAACUGGAGCUAGCAUGACUUUUAAAUGUUUACAAUAAUACACAAAGUAACGUGAUCCUUGUGGAUUUUGGGGCUCAUUUGCAAAAAGACUGGUUGCCUUUCAUGUUGGCAUUUGCGGCUUUUUAAAGGGACCGUUUGCCCUGCUAUGUGCUUACGCCAUUUUCAAGGUUUAUGAACUUUGCCAGAAUAUUUUUAGAGGAGCCCUUUUUUUUUUUCGCUAGAGCUGUAUGCUCAAUUUAUUCUGCUGCAAAUAUUACCCCACUCUCCACGAUGAAAUUUGACUUCACACUCAACCGAUGUUGAUGAAAUUGUUUUGUCUGCAUUUUGUCUUUAUUUAAUUUGUUGCGAUAGAUUCAUUGGAUGAGCACAACGUGUUUCAAACCUGUUUCAACACAGUUUACUGUUUUAUUCAGAUUGUGUUCAAAUUUUGCACCUUCGUAACAGUACUUGAGCUCGCCACAUGGACCAAAAAACUAUCAAUUUCUUCAGUUCACAAAGAUAUUUAAACCAUUCAAAAACAAGUCAGCAGUUUUAUUUCGGUGCAUUUAAACUUCCCUCCGAGCUCUUUUCCUUGCAUUUACAUAAAAAAAGUACAGUUGAACCAAAGAGUGACUUUUCCUGUGUAAAAUCAAACAUGACUAAUUAGAUGUCAAUAUUGAAAAAAUAUGUGGCUGUGUAAAGAAAAAGACGUAAGCUUUUUUUAUGUUAGUAGAUCAACAUCCAACCCCUCCAAUAAACCUUAGCAUCUGUU
This is a messenger RNA of Syngnathus acus (greater pipefish), 4042 nucleotides long. RefSeq names its product prominin 1a (gene prom1a). The transcript has 29 exons. The record is from RefSeq and is a predicted model, not a curated record. Gene Ontology annotation, cellular component: apical plasma membrane; prominosome; cilium. Bases 218 to 2887 code for a protein of 889 amino acids. Lineage: Eukaryota; Metazoa; Chordata; Actinopteri; Syngnathiformes; Syngnathidae. Gene Ontology annotation, molecular function: cholesterol binding.